Molecule: messenger RNA, 4404 nt
Organism: Mycosarcoma maydis (corn smut)
Lineage: Eukaryota; Fungi; Basidiomycota; Ustilaginomycetes; Ustilaginales
Product: putative ABC transporter involved in multidrug resistance
Exons: 1
Coding region: 1-4404 (1467 amino acids)
Biological process (GO): transmembrane transport
Cellular component (GO): membrane
Molecular function (GO): ATP binding; ABC-type transporter activity; ATP hydrolysis activity
Source: RefSeq, a predicted model, not a curated record
AUGAGUGAUCCGACAUCUUUCAGUGGUAUUUCCACCCCGGCUGGCCCCGCUGCCAUGUAUACACCAGACAAUCGCAGUUCCGCCAACGGUGACCAUUCGGUCAGCAUCGACGACAACUCUGGUGCAAAAGACAGUCACGUCGAUGUUGACCGCGCCAAAGCUGAAUUCCAUCAGCUCCAGACGUCUCUCAGCCGCCAAUCCGAGACCACCCGCCAGAAUAGUCAGGAGGCUCAGGACAUCGAAGCUGGUCAAAAGGGCGGUGACAACGACGACGACGACGAUUUUGACCUUGUCCAAUACCUCCGUUCGGUUCAGUCUGAAAAUGCCCAGGCUGGUAUCAAGUCCAAACACAUUGGGGUCUCUUGGUCAGACCUCGAAGUGAUCGGAAACGAUUCCAUGUCACUCAACAUCCGAACCUUUCCUGACGCCAUCACCGGCCUCUUCCUUGGCCCCCUUUUCUCCAUCAUGAGCCGACUCAACAAGAACCGUGGACGCAAGCUCCUCCAAAAUUUCAACGGUGUCGCCAAGCCUGGCGAGAUGGUUCUCGUCGUCGGCCGUCCUGGCUCAGGCUGCUCCACUUUCCUCAAGACCAUCGCUAACCAGCGCGGCGGCUACAUUGGCGUCAAUGGCGACGUCAAGUAUGGAGGUAUUCCCAGUCAAGAGUUUGCUCGCAAAUACCAGGGUGAGGCCGUCUACAACGAGGAGGAUGACGUGCACUUCCCGACGCUCACCGUCAAGCAGACACUCGAAUUCGCUCUCAGCCUCAAGAGCCCAGGCAAACGCCUUCCUCACCAGACGGUGAAAUCGCUCAACGAAGAGGUGCUCAACACCUUCCUUAAGAUGCUUGGCAUUCCUCACACAGCCAACACGCUGGUCGGCUCCGCGGUCGUUCGCGGUGUCUCGGGUGGCGAGCGAAAACGUGUCAGUAUCGCUGAGUGUAUGGCUAGUAGAGCCGCAGUUGUCAGUUGGGACAACUCGACCCGUGGUCUUGAUGCUUCCACCGCUCUCGACUAUGCCAAGUGCAUGCGUGUCUUCACCGACAUUCUUGGCCUCACCACCUUCAUCACCCUCUAUCAGCCGGGUGAGGGUAUCUGGGAGCAGUUCGACAAGGUCAUGGUCAUCGACGAGGGUCGCUGCGUCUACUACGGUCCGCGCAUCAAGGCUCGUCAAUAUUUCCUCGACUUGGGCUUCAAGGACUACCCUCGUCAAACGUCGGCCGAUUUCUGCUCGGGCUGCACCGAUCCCAACCUGGACCGUUUUGCCGAAGGUCAGGACGAAAACACUGUGCCUUCCACUUCUGAGCGCCUCGAGGAGGUCUAUCACAACUCUUCCAUCUACCAGGAUAUGCUUCGCCAGAAGCAAGAAUACGAUGCUCAGAUUGCUGCAGACCGUUCUGCCGAGGAAGAGUUCCGACAGGCCGUUCUCGAGGACAAGCACAAGGGCGUUCGCCCCAAGAGCAUCUACACUGUUAGCUUCGCUCGCCAAGUGCAAGCGCUCACCGUUCGCCAGAUGCAGAUGAUUCUCGGUAACCAAUUCGACAUUUUUGUCUCGUUUGCCACCACCAUCACCAUCGCUCUCAUCGUCGGUGGUAUCUUCCUCAACCUGCCUGAAACGGCUGCCGGUGGAUUCACUCGAGGCGGUGUUCUGUUCAUUGGUCUCUUGUUCAACGCUCUCACCGCCUUUUCUGAACUUCCUACGCAGAUGGGUGGCCGUCCUGUUCUGUUCAAACAGAUGAACUACGCUUUCUAUCGUCCUGCUGCGCUCAGCUUGGCGCAGCUCUUUUCGGACAUUCCGCUCUCGCUCGGCCGUGUGAUUCUCUUCUCGAUUAUUCUCUACUUUAUGGCUGGUCUCGAACGGUCCGCAGGCGCCUUUUUCACCUUCUUCCUCUUUGUCUACUUUGGCUACCUCGCCAUGUCGGCUCUCUUCCGACUCUUUGGAACCGUCUGCAAAUCGUACGAUGUCGCUGCGCGUCUCGCGGCCGUCAUCAUCUCUGCCCUGGUCGUCUUUGCAGGCUACGUCAUUCCUCGUGACGCCAUGUACCGCUGGCUCUUCUGGAUUUCGUACCUCAACCCUCUCUACUUCGCCUUCUCGGGCCUCAUGAUGAACGAGUUCAAGAACCUCUCGCUGGCUUGCGUUGGAACGUACAUUGUUCCACGAAAUCCUCCUGGCUCUACCCAGUAUCCUGACAAUGUCGGUCAGAACCAGGUAUGCACGCUGCCAGGCGCUCGUGCAGGUCAGCAAUUCGUCGCCGGUAACGACUACCUGCGUGCCAGCUUUGGCUACGACUCGGGUGAUCUCUGGCUCUACUUUGGUGUUACGGUCAUCUUCUUUGUGGGUCUAGUGGGCAUCACCAUGGUGGCCAUCGAGAUUUUCCAACACGGCAAACAUUCCAGUGCGCUCACCAUUGUCAAAAAGCCCAACAAGGAGGAGCAAAAGCUCAACCAGCGCCUCAAGGAGCGUGCUUCGAUGAAGGAAAAGGACUCGAGCAAGCAGCUCGAUGUCGAGUCGAAACCUUUUACUUGGGAAAAGCUCUGCUACGAGGUGCCUGUCAAGGGCGGAAAGCGUCAGCUGCUUGACAACGUUUAUGGCUAUUGCCGACCCGGUACUCUGACGGCUCUGAUGGGUGCUUCCGGUGCUGGAAAGACUACGCUGCUCGAUGUGCUUGCCGACCGCAAAUCGAUCGGUGUCAUCAGCGGUGAAAGGCUCAUCGACGGCAAGAAGAUCGGGAUCGAGUUCCAGCGAGGCUGUGGUUAUGCAGAGCAGCAGGACAUCCACGAAGGCACCGCCACGGUCCGUGAAGCUUUGCGUUUCAGUGCGUAUCUGCGCCAGCCUCCCAGUGUUCCCAAGGAGGACAAGGAUGCCUACGUCGAAGACAUUAUCGAGCUUUUGGAGAUGCAGGACAUUGCCGAUGCCAUGAUUGGUAUCCCGGAAUUCGGUCUUGGCAUUGGCGACCGCAAACGUGUCACCAUCGGCGUCGAGCUUGCUGCGCGUCCUGAUCUGCUUCUCUUCCUUGACGAACCCACCUCGGGUUUGGAUGGCCAGACUGCUUACAACGUGGUCCGCUUCCUCAAGAAGUUGGCCGCUUCCGGUCAGGCGAUCUUGUGCACUAUUCACCAGCCCAACGCUCUUCUCUUUGAGCAGUUCGAUCGCUUGCUCCUACUCGAACGCGGUGGAAAGACUGUCUACUUUGGCGAUGUCGGUCCCAAUGCUAAGCACAUCGUCAAGUACUUUGCCGACCGAGGCGCAGAGUGUCCCGGAAACGUCAACAUGGCCGAGUACAUGCUCGACGCUAUUGGAGCUGGUUCUAUGAAGCGAGUCGGAGACAAGCCGUGGUCCGAGCUGUACAAGGAAUCGGAUCUCUUCCAGCACAACUUGGCCGAGAUCGAGAAGAUCAAGCAGGAGAGCUCCAGCUCCACUUCUCAAGGAUCUGAACAGAGCCACAAGACCGAGUACGCUACGCCCUUUGUAUACCAGGUCAAGACGGUUCUUCAUCGCGCGCUGCUCAGCACGUGGAGGCAGCCAGACUACCAGUUCACUCGUCUCUUCCAACACGCUGCGAUUGCUCUGAUUUCUGGUCUAUGCUUCCUCAACUUGGACAAUUCGGUCGCUUCGCUUCAGUACCGCAUCUUUGGUAUCUUUAUGGCUACGGUGCUGCCGGCCAUCAUUCUGGCUCAGAUCGAGCCGUUCUUCAUCAUGUCACGCUCUGUGUUCAUCCGAGAAGAUUCGAGCAAGAUGUACAGCGGCGUCGUGUUCGCCAUUGUGCAACUGAUCCAGGAGGUUCCUUUUGGCAUCGUGUCGACGGUGGUGUACUUCCUUCUGUUCUACUACCCAGCGGGCUUCCAGACCGGCUCGGACCGAGCAGGUUACUUCUUUGCCAUGCUUUUGGUUACCGAGAUGUUUGCUGUGACGCUCGGCCAAGCGAUCGCGGCGAUCUCGCCUUCGAUUUACAUUGCUUCGCUCUUCAACCCGUUCAUGAUCGUGAUCAUGUCGUUGCUCUGCGGUGUCACGAUCCCUUAUCCGAACAUGCCGUCGUUCUUCCGUUCGUGGCUGUACUGGGUGAACCCUCUCACCUACCUGGUUUCUGGUCUGGUGACAAACGAGAUGCACAACCUUACGGUCGAAUGCACUGCGACCGAGUUGGCGCGUUUCAACCCGCCUAGCGGCCAGACGUGCCGGGCUUGGGCCGGUGCGUUUGUGGAUGCGUUUGGAGGCUACCUGCAAAACCCGGACGCUACAUCCGACUGCCAGUAUUGCCAGUACCGAAAUGGCGACCAGUUCUAUGCUGGUCUCAACAUUGAUUUCUCAGAACGAGGCAGGAACAUUGGUCUCGUCAUCGUCUACGUCGCCUUCAACGCGAUCGUCACCAUCCUCGCUUCGCGCUUCAUCAAGUACGCCAACCGCUGA